AAAUAGCUAUAUAAAUUGUUAGUAUGUAGAUUUUCUAUAUUAUAAUAUAUCCUAUGUUAUAGAUUUAUACUUGAUAUGCUAUUAAUAUUGUGUUGCUUAAAUAUAAUGGAAGGUAGCCUAACAAACAAGAAUUGUGGAUCAAACACGUGGGCAAUGGCUGGAAAACAUUUGUCCAAACAUCAAGCCCGAUGAUACACGCGUGAAGCUGUCCGAACUCCAUAUCUUACUGGAAGAAAGGGAAACAUGCUGAACUACGCACUGAGAUCGGGUAGAGCACUGCCUCUACAGCAGCACGGAUACAAUAAUCUUACCAACAAGAUCAAGCCUUCUUGUGGCGUGAGAUUUGCAUCAUCAUCUCAAUCUCAGGAUAACAACAAGGAUCCAAAGUCCAAAACCUCGGAUACCAUGUCUUCAUUUGGGGAAGGAUACACAACAAGGUCUGAGGAAGAGGGAUUUGGUGGAAUCCAUGGCGGAAACCAAUCCCCUAAUAAUAGUGAAAAGAAUUCGUCUACAGCAGGUGAAUUUGACGAGAGUCAAGGGAGUGAUGUGAAAGAGAAAGAAACAUCUAGACACCAGACCAAGACAACACAAUCCUAAACGGCUACCUACAUUAUUAUAAUCUUUUUUUUUUAAUUAUUUUUUAUGUAAUAAUGACGCGCCGCUACGACGCACGUAUCAUAUUUCUUUCGAGUUAUUUGUGGUUUAUUUUAAGAGAGACUCAUAAUUGCCUUCAAA
This is a messenger RNA of Andrographis paniculata, 735 nucleotides long. RefSeq lists its product as uncharacterized. NCBI's taxonomy places the organism in Eukaryota, Viridiplantae, Streptophyta, Magnoliopsida, Lamiales, Acanthaceae. The record is from RefSeq and is a predicted model, not a curated record. Bases 244 to 597 code for a protein of 117 amino acids. The transcript has 4 exons.